Pungitius pungitius (ninespine stickleback) is the source of this 1224-nucleotide messenger RNA. RefSeq names its product general transcription factor IIIA, b (gene gtf3ab). Lineage: Eukaryota; Metazoa; Chordata; Actinopteri; Perciformes; Gasterosteidae. The record is from RefSeq and is a predicted model, not a curated record. Gene Ontology annotation, cellular component: nucleus. Bases 146 to 1099 code for a protein of 317 amino acids. The transcript is spliced from 9 exons.
ACACCCCUCUCCUGCUCUAAUUGGUACAGUCCAAUAAGAUAAAUCAAUCACAGGUGCUCCACCAAGGUGUAGGACAGUAAGUGUCCCGCCUGUUAACCGAUAGUUUUGUCUGUGACGACGACACAUCUGCCAUAUCUGAUUAAAUAUGGGGGAGAGGUUGCAAAGUCCAAAAACCUACGCUUGCUCUUUUUUGGAUUGUAAAGCUGUAUUUAGUAAGUCCUGGAAGUUGGAAGCACAUCUUUGCAAACACACAGGACUGAAACCCUUCUCCUGCGAGAACUGCGACCAGAGCUUCUGCACUCGCUACCAACUCUCCAGACAUGAGCUCCAUCACAGCGGGGACAAACCGCACAAGUGUCUGGCCGACGGAUGCCCCAAGGUGUUUGUCACGAAUGCCAGCAUGAAGAACCACGUGGCUCGAGUUCACCAGCAACAGGAGAAACAAUAUCCGUGUGACCAUCCGGGCUGUGGAAAAGGUUUCAACAAGAGGAACCAACUCAAAGCCCACAAGUGUGAGCACCUACAGAUUCUGCCGUUUCCUUGCACCAUUAGUGGCUGCACAAAAGCACUUCCCACCCAUGGAAAGCUAAAGCGUCAUGAGAAAGUACAUAGAGGAUACCCGUGUGAGCAGGAAGAAUGUCCUUUCCAGGGAAAGACUUGGACAGAAUAUCUGCAGCACAGGAAAGAACAUAAAGUCAAGGUGCAGUGUGCAGAGUGUAAGAAGCUGUUUAACAACGCAUGGUUCUUGCACCAGCAUGAGCUGCGCGUCCACUCGGGGGAGAGGCAGCACCUGGUGUGCCCGAGGGAGGGCUGUGGGAAAAAGUUCACGCGUCCCUUCAACUUGGAGAGUCACGUACUGGGAGACCAUGAGGGCAAGAAGCCCUUUAGCUGUGCAUACGCUGGCUGUGAGAAAAGCUUUGCUAUGAAGGAGAGCCUGUGGCGACAUGGUGUGGUGCAUGACCCGACCAAGAAGAAGCUGAAGAAAGUUCCUAAAAAGAACCCGUCCUGGCGCAGGGCCCUGCAGGUCAGACAGGCCAAUCAAGCAGAGGCCAACAAGCUUGCGGAGAAGCUGCACAACGCAACGUUAAAGGCUGACUAAUCUCGAGGCCUGCAUUAUAUGAGUAACUGCUUGAAUGCGUUUAAGGAAUGGUUGAUGCAAAUCCCAUAUUUUCAGUUGAAUAUACUUUUGUUAGGAAAAUAAAGCCUUGUUAAUGAAGCACUAAA